AUGUUAGCAUAUGGCGUAGCAGCUGAUGCUGUUGAUGAUUAUGUGCGGAUACGCGAGAGCACUACAAUUGAAUGCUUGAAAAAUUUGUUGAAGGUGUCAUUUCGGUGUUCGAGGAUGAAUACUUGCGAAAACCAAAUCCAAAUAACUUGUCCAAAGGCGUGGAAAGGUAUGUACAUAAGUGGUUAUCGUGGGGUUGCAACCAUAGUACUUGAGGUUGUAGCAUCUUCAUACCUUUGGAUAUGGCAUGCGUUCUUUGGAGUUUCUGCUUCAAAUAAUGAUAUCAACGUGUUACACCGUUCUCCAGUGUUCGAUGAUAUUCUAAAUGACCGUGCUCUGGAGGUAAAUUAUACUAUUAAUGGUAACAAUUAUACUAUGGGAUACUAUUUAGCAGACGGUAUUUAUCCUAAAUGGGUCACAUUUGUCAAAUCAAUCUCAAAGCCACAAGGGGAGAAACGCAAGUUAUUUGCACAAUACCAAGAAGGGCAAAGAAAAGAUGUGGAGCAAGCAUUCAGAGUGUUGCAAGCACGCUUUGCAAUUGUACGUGGUCCAGCUCGCUUUUGGAAAAAGAAAAAACUUGCCAACAUAAUGAGAGCUUGUAUUAUAUUGCAUAAUAUGAUUGUUGAGGAUGAAAGAGACACUUAUGCAGGAAAUUUUGCUCAAGGCUUAGAGUAUGAUGAUGUCAAAAAUGCCUUAUCACAACCUCAGUUGGGAGAAGAAGAUUUAGCACCAUACCAUCAAUUUCUUCAAAGAAAUGCCCAACUUCGAAAUAGACAGCAGCAUAGACAAUUGAAAGAGGACUUAAUUGAACACAUAUGA
This is a messenger RNA of Arachis stenosperma, 816 nucleotides long. RefSeq lists its product as uncharacterized. The transcript has 2 exons. Bases 1 to 816 code for a protein of 271 amino acids. Lineage: Eukaryota; Viridiplantae; Streptophyta; Magnoliopsida; Fabales; Fabaceae. The record is from RefSeq and is a predicted model, not a curated record.